CAUUUGUGCGGAGCUCAUCAAGUCAUUGUGCUCCCCCAUGAUCAGCCCUGCGGAUUCGGAGCAAGCAGAAAAAGAACAGAAGUGGCUUUGGACAUGGAAUCAGCAGAGACUGAAAGAGAAGCUUCAUGGACGCAAGGCAACAAACCCCUGGGUGUUGGAUGCCUCCGGACGACCAUAUUGUCUCAGAAGCCACGAAACAUGCAGGGCCAGGCUUCUUCCCAGCAAGUCUUUGCCGAGUAUGGCAGUGACACACUAUGCCACCGAGAAUCGACGAGCUUUCCAACUGGAAACCAGCAUCUUGGGAUCAAAGUACACACCCACGAAACCGCGCUUCAACAAGAGAUAGCUGCCAUGCUCCUAAACCGCAGUAUUUGAUUGAGCUUUGUAUUGCCCGAGAUCGUCCAUGAAGAUGGAAACGUUGUGCGGACUGGACUUCUUUUGGGCAAAAUUCAGAGAUGUGCACCGACAUAGUUUCUUUUCUUCAUGUUUCUUACUGUAGAUGACAUGGCAGAAGUCAGGGCAUCGAUCAUGCC
Cladocopium goreaui is the source of this 533-nucleotide messenger RNA. NCBI's taxonomy places the organism in Eukaryota, Dinophyceae, Suessiales, Symbiodiniaceae. The record is from the annotation of a GenBank genome assembly.